AUGACGCCCUCAUCAAACGAUCUAAGAUUUCAUAUAAGUUCGUCUGGCCUAAAUACCGCGAUUAUCAUCACUGAAAGGGUCCGUUUUUUCGCCUCAGCGACGGAGAAAUUUAACCCUAGCGAUGGAACUGAACCGCUUAUGGCGUAUAUAAAAACUAACACUUUUCCGACAAUGACGGACCAAAGCCCCGCUUUCUACAAAACGAGAAUGCUACAAUAUCACCGCCAGAAUACUAUCCUCGACAUCAUGAGUGAUGAAUAA
Molecule: messenger RNA, 261 nt
Organism: Brugia pahangi
Lineage: Eukaryota; Metazoa; Nematoda; Chromadorea; Rhabditida; Onchocercidae
Source: the annotation of a GenBank genome assembly